AUGGCUCUCUACUUCGUACCAUCACGCUCCAGUUUCCUCCGUCGAGAACGAGGUUUCCUUGACGAUAUUCUCGAUGAUAUCGACCGCAUGGAGGCAGCGAUAACACCAAUGUUGGCAGCUGUCUCGCAUAAAGCGGAAGAAUCUGCUGGAAGGCUGAAUAAGGUUGUUGACGAUGAAUCCAAGCUAGCAAUCUCCUUGAAUGUUGCGAACUUCAAACCGGAGGAACUCUCAGUCGAUUUGGACGGAAGAAUCCUCAAAGUGCAAGGCAAGCAAGAAAUCAAGGAGGAGAAUGGUUACUCUAUAAGGACUUUCGUUCGACAAUGGAUGCUUCCUGAAGAUGUCGAUGUGGAGCAAUUUAAAUCUACCCUGACUGAAGAUGGUCACCUUGCUUUGGAAGCGCCCAAAAUCACGAAGAAAUCAACCAUCAGAAGCAUUCAGAUUGAGAAGGCUCCUGCCGCAGUAGCAGAGAAUGGGAUCAAGCAACAAUGA
Molecule: messenger RNA, 489 nt
Organism: Cylicocyclus nassatus
Lineage: Eukaryota; Metazoa; Nematoda; Chromadorea; Rhabditida; Strongylidae
Source: the annotation of a GenBank genome assembly